Messenger RNA from Nakaseomyces glabratus, 1119 nucleotides. RefSeq names its product sterol 24-C-methyltransferase (gene ERG6). The record is from RefSeq and is a predicted model, not a curated record. NCBI's taxonomy places the organism in Eukaryota, Fungi, Ascomycota, Saccharomycetes, Saccharomycetales, Saccharomycetaceae. Gene Ontology annotation, cellular component: endoplasmic reticulum. Gene Ontology annotation, biological process: ergosterol biosynthetic process. Gene Ontology annotation, molecular function: sterol 24-C-methyltransferase activity.
AUGUCUGAGUCGGAAUUGAGACAGAGACAAGCUGAGUUCACCAAGGAAUUGCACGGUGAAGGUGCCGAGAGCAGGACCGGUUUGACCGCGUUGCUGUCCAAGAACCGUAACGCCCAACGUGAAGCUGUUUCCAAGUACUUGAGACACUGGGACGGUAAGACCGACAAAGAGGCCGAGGACCGUCGUUUGGAGGACUACAACGAGGCCACUCACUCCUACUACAACGUUGUCACGGACUUCUACGAGUACGGCUGGGGUUCCUCUUUCCACUUCUCCCGUUUCUACAAAGGUGAGAACUUCCAAGCCGCCAUGGCUCGUCACGAACAGUACUUGGCAUACAUGGCCGGUAUCAAGAAGGGUGACCUAGUGCUGGACGUCGGUUGCGGUGUCGGUGGCCCUGCCCGUACCAUCGCCAGAUUCACCGGCUGUAACAUCAUCGGUCUAAACAACAACGACUACCAGAUCCAAAAGGCUAAGUACUACGCCAAGAAGUAUAACUUGCAAGACCACAUGGAUUUCGUUAAAGGUGACUUUAUGAACAUGGAGUUUGAGCCAAAUUCCUUCGACAAAGUGUACGCGAUCGAGGCCACUUGCCACGCUCCAAAGCUGGAAGGUGUAUACGGUGAGAUCUACAAGGUGCUGAAGCCAGGUGGUACUUUCGCCGUUUACGAAUGGGUCAUGACCGAAAACUACGACGAAAACAAUGAAGAGCACCGUAAGAUCGCUUACGAGAUCGAGCUAGGUGAUGGUAUUCCAAAGAUGUUCACCGUCGACGUUGCCAAGCAAGCUUUGAAGAACGUCGGUUUCGAAGUCGAAGUUUCUAAGGAUCUUGCUGACGAGGAUGACGAAAUCCCAUGGUACUACCCAUUGACCGGUGAAUGGAAGUACGUUCAAUCUCUAUCCGAUAUCGCUACUUUCUUCAGAACCUCUUACUUCGGUAGAAAAUUCACUAACUGUAUGGUCUCCAUAAUGGAAAAGGUUGGUGUCGCCCCACAAGGUUCCGUUGAAGUUACCGCUGCCCUAGAAAAUGCCGCUGUUGGUUUGGUCGAAGGUGGUAGAAAGAAGCUUUUCACCCCAAUGUUCCUAUUCGUCGCUAAGAAGCCAGAAGAUGCUAAAUAA